UCGUUCCUUUGAGGGUGUUUGGAAUUUCAGUCUCAUGACAUAAAUUCCAAGAUCAAAACUUCUUCUAAGAUUAAAACUUCUUUUCAACGACAAAAAAGACAAGAAAUAAAAAAGGAAGGUAUAAUGGACAGACGACAGCUCCUAUUGGCUGCUGUGCUGUCAAUCACGUGCUGUGUUUAUGCUCAGCAGGCACAACACACAGUUUUUGCCAUGGUUCUUGGAAAAGGAGGGAAAAAGUUACCAGACAUCAAAGUUAAUGGUGUCAAAAUGAACUUGCAUGCCCCUCAAGCAAACACAGGGGCUCAGGAACCAGGGGCUCUUGUGCAAGGACCUCCAACAGAGACAGCAACAUUCAUUGUUGGAGGCAAGGCGUCUAAUAACAAGCCUCCAGUGAUGGCAGAAGCUUUGGUAAUGCCUGCAGCUAAAGCGAACAAGCCAAAAUCAGCCGCACCGAAAGCAAUGGAUGACCUUAAAUUAACCAAAGAAGAGAAAAAGAAAUUGUUUCCGUGCCAUGAUUACAAACCUUACUGUAGUAAUUACGCCAAAACUGGCCAGUGCAGAGAUGUAUGGAUGCAGAAAAACUGCAGGAAGAGCUGCAACUUUUGUGACAUUCCUUAUGGAGUGUUCAUUGGCUGUCAAGAUUUAGAUGUCUGUAAAAAGUUUGCCGCCUCCGCUUGCAUGGUCCGCUGGGUUAGGGAGACUUGUAAGAGCAAGUGUGGACAAUGCGGUUACGAACGUCAAGCCAACUCUCACAUUACAAUGGGCAAAAAGAGACAUUUCAGUGAUGGUAACACAAAGCAAUCAGACCAGACCAAACAUGUGGUGAAGGCUAAAACACUGAAAAACGUCCUUACAAAAAUGACCCAGAAAGCAAAAGAUACAGUUAAACAAGCAACAGCUAAGGUUAAACAACAGAGGAAGGAUGACAAGUCUGCAUUGAAGCCUAAAGUUGCUGUUGUUGAGAAGCCAGUGAUCAAGGUUAAAGAAGCUCAGAGUAAGGACAUCACUGAGGAAGAGAAAGACAAUAGCAAUGAUGAUGAUGAUGAUGACGAUGAUGAUGACGUAGCUGAUGAUAACAAUGUUAAUAAUGACGAGGACCAAGACGUUAGUGGAGAAGGAAGCUCGCAAAAUGAAGACGAAGAUAAUGACGAUGACCAGGAUAAAGCUUCAGGGGAAGCCAGGACUAAGGACAAACCAGACGAGCCAAUCAGAUUGGACACAGAUCCAAGAGGCGAGCCAGUGGUUACUAAGCUGAUCAACCAGCCAAUCAAGUUUAACGACGCUCCAGGGAAGGCGAUGCAUGUAAAACACGUGAAGAAUAAGAAACACAUCAAAACCGUGAAGGACGCGCAACCAAAAGUUGAGCAGCAGAAGAAAGUGGCUAAGAAAGUUGAAAAUGAUCAAGUCGAGAAGAAAUUCAAACAAGUUAAGAAACUACAAAAAAGCGACAAGCCAAAGACCACAAAACCGAAAAAGCUGAAAAACUGACUUCGAUCAGUACAACGUUUUCCUUUUGAUGGAAAGUUUUCUCUGGAUUAAGUUGCCUGAGCAUAAGUUUCUUUAAACAAAGGUCGAACAAUAAUUUAUAAUCCUCAAUUUUUAAUGAUAACUUUUGCUGAUGUUAGUACUUAGUUUUCUGUAGGUGGUUUAAUUUGAGACUUGAGAAAUUAUUCAGAGUGAACACGGUAAUAACACUAGGAGAUAAGUACUUCAUGUAAGACGCACGAUAUUUUGUUAAUCUUGCUCCUUAAUUCAGCUUGCAAAUUGAUUAACUGACUAUAGGCUUUGAAGAUGUACGCUACAGAUUCAGAAAUAUACAAAAUAAACAUUUUUUCUUUACCUUA
Molecule: messenger RNA, 1844 nt
Organism: Orbicella faveolata
Lineage: Eukaryota; Metazoa; Cnidaria; Anthozoa; Scleractinia; Merulinidae
Source: RefSeq, a predicted model, not a curated record